This is a messenger RNA of Setaria italica (foxtail millet), 1649 nucleotides long. Its product is annotated as extensin-2. The record is from RefSeq and is a predicted model, not a curated record. Lineage: Eukaryota; Viridiplantae; Streptophyta; Magnoliopsida; Poales; Poaceae. Bases 115 to 1359 code for a protein of 414 amino acids. The transcript has 3 exons.
GCUCUCUCUGUCCCUCAAACCUUGUGACCAUGGCCAUUAUAAAUAGCCAUCCAUAUCAAAGCCAAAACCAUCCACAUCUUCUCCUGCUCUCACUUGACAAAGCACUAUCUAGCCAUGAAAAUGAGCAUGACAGGCCAGCCAAAGGGUCACCUAUGGCUGGUCUUCACCAUGUUGUUUGUCACUUUUGCAAUGCACGGUGAGGGAGCGAGCAGCUUUGCACCACCUUCUCUUUCCAUAUCACCAACAUAUGAUCCUGUUAUUAAGGUGAUAGGGAAGGUGUACUGCUACAGAUGCUUCAAUGAGGCACACCCAGAAGAAUCCCAUGGGAAAAGGCACCUGGAAGGAGCCAUGGUCAAGGUCACUUGUCAGGCAAAUGACCAAGCACUCGUGGCAUUUGGUUACACCAGAAGCAAUGGCAAAUACAGUGUGAUCCUUAAGGGAUUGCCAAUUAGCAACACCUAUGGGGCCGACUCGUGUAAGGUCGAGCUCCAUGGAGCACCAGGAGGAUCAGACUGCAAUGUGCCAAUUGAGUUAAAUUUGUCUGGGCUCAGUGUUUACUCCAAGUCAAGCAAGGAGGUGGUUCUCCAAGCGAACCAGAUAAUGGCAUUUGCAUCAAAGAAUACCUUGGAAUGUUCAAAACCUCACAUGCCACCACCGGCGCAUCCCUACAAUUCCCCGCAACUCCCUUACCAGUAUCCCUCGCCUCCGGCUAGCCAUAAGUCCCAACCAUUGCCUUAUCAACAUUCGCCACCUCCUUCUAACCUGUUUCCUCCUCCAGCUUACCAGUACCCAUCACCUCCACUAAACAACUAUGCUUCACCGCCACCUUACCUACAGUCCACACUUCCAAACAGCUACCAAUCACCACCACCUCUACAAGGCGUCAAUUCUCCAGUACCAUCCCACAAGUAUUUACCACCUCCAUACUACUACAACUCUCCACCACCAUACGUUUCAAAAAAAAACUCUCCACCACCACAAUACCAGUACAACUACGUACCUCCGCCACUAGCUAACCAGUAUCCCCCACCUCCAUACAUCCACAGUUCACCACUUCUACCAUCAUCAACAGGAACUACAUACCAAUAUAACUCUCCGCCUCCGUACCAGUAUGCACCACCUCCACAUAGCCAUCAAUCUUCACCGCCACCUGCCCAGUAUUCCCCACAAUUACCUCCAAAUGCUCCAAACAAUCUGCAUCCAAGUGUCCCUCAUGCAAAGUCUCCACCAGUAUCUUCAGCAUCUCCACAUCCUCUUUACCAGCACAACUCUCCACCACCUCCAAUUGAAGCUCUGUCGGCACCAACGCCACCUCUGCACUCCUAUCAAUCCCCACCACCAACAAAUCAGCUAUCUUAAGCAUCAACAUGGGGCUCUUUAAGUGGCCAGGCGUGAGCAGAAUAAACAAAAGACCUGAAGCCUAUUUCGAUUAUCGAGAGGAAUCAUAGCUGGAGGCUUCUGCUUCCAUCUCAGUAUUCUAGAGUUGUUUAUUGCAUUGUCUAGAGUUGUUGCAGUUUACAUUCCACUGCCUAUAGCUAUUUCAGCAAUGUAAUCAUAAGUUCGAUGAGCUUUCUUAGUAGCUCUACCAAUGAAAUAUAUGGUGUACUCAUUGCAGUUAAAAAAAUUAGCCUUUUGUGUUUCUGCCCUUA